This is a messenger RNA of Varanus komodoensis (Komodo dragon), 4573 nucleotides long. It is a transcript of the gene CDR2L, whose product is annotated as cerebellar degeneration related protein 2 like. NCBI's taxonomy places the organism in Eukaryota, Metazoa, Chordata, Lepidosauria, Squamata, Varanidae. The transcript is spliced from 5 exons. Bases 397 to 1788 code for a protein of 463 amino acids. The record is from RefSeq and is a predicted model, not a curated record.
GGACAAGAAAGGCCGGGGAAUUCGUACGCCACAUUUCUGGCCCUGCUGCUUCCUACCCUCGCUCAAGGAAAGAAAGAGGGAAGGUGAUGACAGAGCUUGGAGCCUGAUACCACUGCAGCAGCACUGAUCACAAUAGAACAUCUGCAAAGCCAUUGUCCCAACCUCAGGUCUGCGCAGGAUCAGCCCCACUGGCCCAUCCUGGCUGAUCGCAGCCUUAAAGCCUGGGAACUGGUUCCUGCCUUCUUCAGCUUUGGUCUCUUGGAGAACAUAUCCUCUGCUCCCCUUCCCCCAUCGCUGGUGUUUUUUCACCCCGAUUGGAUCUCGUCGCAGAAUUUUCUCUAAACUCAGCCGCUCUUUGCUUACAGCUCUGGUUCGGAUGUUUGCGGAGUAGAGCUAAUGCUGAGUGCCGACAGGAUGGAAGAGUUUCAGAGUGAGGAAGAGGAACCCUGGUACGACCAACAGGACUUGGAGCAAGACUUGCAUUUAGCAGCCGAACUGGGGAAGACGCUGCUGGAGCGCAACAAAGAACUGGAGGACUCUCUUCAACAGAUGUACACAACCAACGAGGAACAAGUCCAAGAAAUAGAGUAUUUGACAAAACAGCUGGAGAUGUUACGACAUAUGAAUGAGCAGCAUGCCAAGGUUUAUGAGCAGCUGGACGUGACAGCACGGGACCUGGAACUGGCCAAUCAGAAGCUUGUGCUGGAGAGUAAGACAUCUCAGCAGAAGAUACAAUGUCUGACAGAAACCAUUGAAGGGCUGCAGAACCAAGUAGACGAGCUGCAAAAGCAAGUGGAAGAGCUGCAGAGCCUAGAUCAGCUGCGUGUCCGCCGGGAGAAGCGAGAGAGACGCAGAACCAUCCAUACGUUUCCUUGCCUCAAAGAGCUGUGCUCCAGUCCCAGGUAUGAGGAUGCAUUCCAGAUUCACAGCUCUUCAAUGGAGUUCAGUCAAAUGCCCUUGGAGCGAGAAAAUGAGCGACUGCAAGCAAUGGUAAAUUCCCUCCGGUCCCAAGUCAACCAGGAGAAACAGCGGAAGGAAAGGGUAGAGAGAGAGUACACAUCUGUCAUCCAGGAGUACUCAGACCUUGAGCAGAGGGUGUGCGAGAUGGAGAGCUGCAAGCUGCGCAUUAAAGAGCUGGAAGCAGAGUUGCUAGAACUCCAGCAGAUGAAACAAGUCAAGAAGUAUCUUCUCAGUAGAGAGGAUAACCUCUCGGAAGCACUUCUGGAGCCCUUAAACAAUGCCCCAGAAGCUGACUACAUCGACCUGUCUGAGGAAGAUGGAGGGAAGAACCAUGACUCCUCCAUGGCAGCCUCGCCCAAUCACCCUGUACGGAAGAGCUGCAGCGACACAGCCCUCAAUGCCAUUGUGACCAAGGAUGCGGUGAGUCGCCACGAAGGCAACUACACACUCCAUGCCAACAACGUGCGCAAGAGGGGAAUGUCUAUCCUGAGGGAGGUGGAUGAGCAGUACCAUGCCCUGCUGGAAAAGUACGAGGAGCUCCUCAGUAAGUGCAGGCAGCACAAGGACAGCGUACGCCACACCGGUGUGCAGACCUCCCGCCCCAUCUCUCGUGACAGCUCCUUUAGAGACUUUCGGGGAGAGGGUUACGAGCUGGAUGAGCUCAAGACAAUGGAGAAGAGCCUUAGCAAACACGUGGAGGCUGUGGACAAAAGGCUGGAGCAGAGCCAGCCAGAGUACAAAGCCCUGUUUAAGGAGAUCUUCUCCCGGAUCCAGAAGACGAAAGCAGACAUCAAUGCCACCAAGGUGAAAAAGAAGAGCAGCAAGUGAAUCCGCUUUCGUUUCACUUCAUCUGCAAACGCAGCACCGAGCUCUUCUUUUUAAGCUGCUGGGAUCACUGUAUGGCCUCCUGCCUCCGAGACCUGGAAGCUUCUCACACUGAUGUCUUGCACACAAAGGGAGCCUCUUGGAGAGUUUUGCAAGUGGGAAGCGUCCAAGGUCACAUCCUUUCAGUCAGUGCUCCAAGCUGCCUGGAUCCCUGAAUGUGCUGCAAAAGCUGUAUGUCGUAGUUGUAGUUGGUAUCCAAGCUUUUACAAGGAAUCCCUUCCCAUCACCACAGCACCAGAUAUUACAAGCAGGAAGUUUGACCAACCACCCACAGCCUCACCUUCCCCCACAACCACCGUUCGCUUUCCUACAAAGAACAUAAGAUUAAACUCUGAUUCCCUACUAUGUCCUGGAACAUCCAAAACACAGUAAUUAAAAAGUCAAUUUCUGGAGUCAACUUCAGUACAUGCAGUCUUUCUCUUCUAUUUCCAUUUUUUCUUCCCAUGAGGAACCUACAUAGUACAUCAGCAAGACUUUUAACUGGACUGUUCACUUUUCUGCAGGGGAAUAUAUUCUUCCCAUUUAAGCCAUUCUCUUAUUGGUCAGGUUUUUCAAUAUUUACAAUGAAAGUUCAUUGCAACUGAAAAAACUUGAAGAGAAAUGUCAUUGAUUGCUGGUAUGUCUUCAUCAAACAUAACUGUUCUGUGCAUAUUACCUAAGGCAGAGUGUGCAUAGGAUCUACAUUUCUUCUAGUAUUUUAUUUCAGAAAGGAUAUGGAUUGUGUGGCCUUCCAACUUUGCCUGGGAGUCCCAGCUCUGACCUUGGAUAUGCUUUCCAAGGUCAGAGCUUGGACUGAGCCCCUGGAGGACCCCCUGCUUCAUUCUGACAGCCAUUGCAGUUCUUUCCAUGCUGGCUGAGCUCCAAAGGCCAUCUCUGGAGCAAGCACAGGGUGGGACAAUCUGGGGAACAGGGAGGAAAGAGUGAGGCACCAGCAUCCCUCAAGUAAUCCUGGUGGUGUUUCAGCCUUUCCUCAACAGGAGGGGAGAAACAGCCAGAGAACCAAAACUGUCUGUCUGAAUGUUUUGGAAGGUGAUGGGAGGGCAGCAGUCUUGACCUCUGUGCUCCUCCUGCCUUGUAUCAAAUGCCCAUCCAUAAUCCUUCAAAUCCAGAUGGUUACGAGCAGCCAUGCUGGAUGAUGCCCUAAGUAGGUUGUCAUCACUCAUUUAAGCUGGGCUUUUCCAGAAGCCAAACAAGAAGUGCUAUUACUGGCUUGGAGGGACAGCCGCCUCAUCGUGUGGGUGUAGGUUUCCCAUGCCUUGCUGUUCAAGUGGUUCUCCUUACUGUCUUUUGUGGCUGGUUCCUUAAGACAUGAUCUGCAUGAGCCUGCAAAAACUGAAUGUGGUGACUCAUGCAAGUAGGAGUCCAUCAGCAAAACACUGCGUUCAGUUGUCAUCAUGGAUAUGGUUGUUUAUCACACUGUUUGACAUUGAUUGCGCACUUGUUGUCAAGCUGCCUUUCCCCAAGGCUCUCUUCACUCCAUUUAUCCUUACAACUCACAAAGCUAUACCACAUAUUCACCCACAGAAGGCCUCUCUCUAGUCUCAGGAAACAUCAGUAUCCAUUUCACAGAAAUGCAGAAUUGGGCUUCUUUAGUCACAUACUAAUAAGUGAUAUUUAGCUAGGGUCACCUGCACAUAGGAAGAUGAACAGUGUUAUAUUUCACUAAGCUUAGGUUACAUACACCAGAGUUCUCACCUGUGAGAGAAUAAUAGUAGCAAUGAUGUAUUAACUUACCAAGCAGUAUUAUAUACUUGAAGAAAUUUUGGACCAGUUUCUUGUUUUAGUUGUACUGAAUAAAACCCAAAGUCUGUGAUGUUUCUUCAGAAUUAUGCUAGUGCGAGUAAGAGUUCAAUCUGCCUUUUGAUUCUUGUCAUUUGAUCAUCAAAUCUUCCCAUUUUUAAGCAUGGUUCUUUGUUGGACUAUGAUCCCUGGGCCACAUUCUUUGCAGUGGCUAAUCUUGCCCAGCCCCUGCACAAGUGGCUUGAAGAUCACGGUUCCUCAGAAAUGGCUGCCACUGUGGCAGCUGAAACACUAGGCUUGGUUUUGAGAGUAUGCCAGUAUGGUAAACUCAGUAAAUACAAGAAGGUGGUCAUAAGCGUUAAGUAAAUCAGUGUGGCCAUUUCCACUCUUUUGCUAUCAAAUUGUCACCUCAUUAUGUGUUUGCCACAUUUUGCCAUGGGAUGCUCUCUGGGGCUCAUGUGUUCAGCCAAUUGAAGUCACUUUUGUAAUGUGUGAAAGUAUUUUGGGUUAGUCUGCUCUGGGGCUCUUGUUCUGGCUAGAUUCUUCCUUUACUACUAAUGCCAAAACUUCUUUUGUAUCCUUAAUGUGGCCCAACUUUGAAGUAUUAGGAGCCGUUCACAUGAUUGUGGCUACCAAUCUGGUGACCAUACAGCAAACCAUCAUGCCUUACAGUGGGAAAAAUCAGUUACCUGUAAAAACAACAACAAAGGAAGUUGGUUUCCUCAGAGCAUUUACCUUGCUCUGCCAUUAUAGCUGCUGGUGUUUUGAUUAACUCUCCAUUCCUACCUUUCUACUAAGGGACUUUUGAACUGUUGUUUGUUCUAAAGUCAUCUGUUUGUUGCAUCAGUAUUUGGGGUGGGAGGGGGCCAUUGCAGUCACCUUUGGUUUUGAACACUAUUGACGUGCAAACCAGCAUCCCAGUUUAAGUGUAGUAUACUUAAAAUUAAUAUAUUUAAAAAUGCUUUAUUCUCUUCUUAAAUAAAAAGAA